This is a messenger RNA of Saccostrea cuccullata (small rock oyster), 1840 nucleotides long. RefSeq names its product sperm microtubule associated protein 2-like. Lineage: Eukaryota; Metazoa; Mollusca; Bivalvia; Ostreida; Ostreidae. The coding region runs from base 149 to 1195 and encodes 348 amino acids. The transcript is spliced from 8 exons. The record is from RefSeq and is a predicted model, not a curated record.
CACCCUUUACAACCACUGAGAGAAUCCUUUGUUUCUCUAUGGCUAUGGUCCAAGACGUUUCUAUACAAGUGUGUUGCACUGAUUCUAUGGUAGAAACCAGCAGUGUAAAGCAUUAAGUAGAAGUGUUUUGUGUAUACAUGAUCUGGGGAUGCUGACCCAGUGGCGUAAUGUGUUUCCGGUCCGGUCGGGUCUUGACCCGGAACCCCACAGUCAAGGGUUUUAUAUCGGUUUCAGUGAUUUCGACAGAGGUGAAUAUGAACGAAUAAGGCAAUCUGGAAGGGAAAGAUUACUAGACCUUUCACGCCCCAAAGAAAUAAAAAUAGGAUAUUUCACAAAUGUCGGCCCUAAUGUUAUGUGGGGGACCCAGGAAAUGUUGUGGCCUGUCAACCCUAACAUCCAGAAAGCCAGUGAAAGAGUGGAACAGCUAGCGACACCUAAAAAAGACUUCUCCACAACUGAGUCUAAGGGAAGACCCCUAUUCUUCUACAGCUGUGGAAGGCCCUCAAUGAUAUGGGAGGCACCUCCAAAAAAUCUGCCUGAGGCCUCCCAAAGGGUGCAGCAACUGGCUGGAGCAAAACAGUUACAUCCCAAUUACAAAGAAGAUAGGGAUAUACUUGGACCAGAAGAUAUUCUGAAACUAUUCCCAAAAAGCCAGUUUUUCUAUAGCUGUGGCAGAGAAAGUCCAAUAUGGACCGUCACAAAAGGGGCCAAGUCUGCUGGAGAGAGACCGCGUACCAAUCAGCUAGCAGCGCAUAGACCACCAGUCAAGGAAUUCCAGCCAGCGAGACAGAUAGAAACUAUUAUACCUGGCCCUGCCCUCACCGCUUCUGCCUCGGAGCGGCUACAAGCACUAGCCACCCCCAAGAACCGCUCAGAGGGUCCCUUCAGAUCUCCACAGUGGCCGGUUCUUCCUGCUGCAAAGAAUGCUAGUGCCAAAGCUAGAAGUGUUGAGCUUGCCAGACCCCGAGGAACUACCGAUGGAUACAUGCUACCAAAGGAUGAGGUCUGGCCUAUUUCUAGGGCUGCCAAACGCGCGACAGCAACAGGCCGUGUUAGCGAAUUAUCAAAACCAGUGGUUCGAGCAUCAAUGGAUCACGUGCAAUUUAAUCCGGAAGCUUUCAUAGUAAAAGAAACUGCUCUUAAAGGAGUGAUUCCAAAGAGAGUAUUUGACUUAGCUAAUCCAAUAACUAGAUAAAUUUAAAUGUUUUUAUAAGUUAUUGAAUUACAAAACAGAACAAAUUACCAGUCAGUAUUAUUAGUCAGGUUGUUGGGUUUUCUGUUAAAUGUUGCAUGUGGGAUUUUCAUGGAAAAAAAUUACAAUAAAAAGAAGUUAGGAAAGAUUAUUACCACAAAUUUAUCUCUGGAGAGAAUGUUAUUUAAAUCUUAUAAUAUCAACUUGAGAAGGGGUGCUGUUAUUUAUUUUUAAAAAAUAUUUCUUCUACUACCUUUUAUAGUAAGAAAACUUUUAUAAUGUUUGAUUUUUUUCCCCUUUAUUAAGCUCUGGCUUGUUUAUCAGUAUUUAUUUUUACUUCUUAAUUGUAACUGCUUUAAUGAUCUACAGUAUUUCCGAUUUUGUGCUAUAUUAUUAAGUUAUACAUGUAACCAGAGGACUGUGUAUGGUUGUGUUCAGUGUCUUGUUCAGUAUUACUGUUCCUAUUUCUCUUUUGUCAAUGUAUUGAUUUCUAAUGUAAGGAUUAUAUGAUUUUAUUGUCUAUAUGCCAUAAUGCUUCAAAACAAAAACAGUAUUGUAGCUUCAUAUGUGGAAUUUGCUCUCCCAGCUUUAAUUUUUUUUUCUAUACUUAAUUUUUCUCAAGUGGAAAAAAAAAGUUGAACAAUUCUG